Elaeis guineensis (African oil palm) is the source of this 1802-nucleotide messenger RNA. RefSeq names its product acetylornithine deacetylase. The record is from RefSeq and is a predicted model, not a curated record. Gene Ontology annotation, molecular function: hydrolase activity. NCBI's taxonomy places the organism in Eukaryota, Viridiplantae, Streptophyta, Magnoliopsida, Arecales, Arecaceae.
CUUUCUUUUCCUAGGGAACCGAACUAGGUUCGACGAUCCUAUCUCCACUCCAUUGUUCCCUUUAUUCUCUCUUCUCCCCUCACGCGGAAAAAACCCAAUCCAAAUCCAAUGGCGGCUUCCGUGAAGGAUGUGCUGGCCGAUCUCGACCGGGACUCGUACGUCUCCCUCCUGACCAAGAUCGUGGGCGAGGCCCGCCACGUCCAGAACAACCCCCCCGACCUCAUCCCCAAGGAGGACCGCGUCGCCCGCCACGUCCUCGACGCCCUCCUCCCACUCAGCACCACCACCGGCGGCGGCCCUCUCAUCGUCUCCCAUGUCGUCUACGCCGAAGGCCGCGGCAACGUCAUCGUCGAGUACCCCGGCUCCGCCCCCGGUAAAAUCCUCUCCUUCGUCGGCUGCCACAUGGACGUCGUCACCGCCAACCCCACCGACUGGGACUUUGAUCCCUUCUCGCUGAGCGUGGACGGGGACAAGCUCCGGGGCCGGGGGACGACGGAUUGCCUCGGGCACGUGGCGCUUGUGACGGAGCUGAUGCGGCGGCUGGGGCAGACCAGGCCGGAGCUUAAGAACACCGUUGUCGCGGUGUUCAUCGCCAAUGAGGAGAACUCGUCGGUGCUGGGGAUCGGCAUCGAUGCCCUGGUCAAGGACGGGUUGCUCGAUAAAUUAAAGGCAGGACCUUUAUUUUGGAUUGAUACGGCUGACAAGCAACCGUGUAUUGGUACUGGGGGAAUGAUAGCGUGGAGGCUCCGAGCCACAGGGAAGCUUUUCCACAGCGGUCUUGCCCACAAGGCUAUCAACCCGCUGGAGUUAGCCAUGGAAGCACUUAAAGAGAUUCAGUCACGAUUUUAUAGAGACUUCCCUCCACAUCCUAAGGAAGAGGUUUAUGGCUUUGCCACACCAUCAACAAUGAAACCAACUCAGUGGAGUUAUCCUGGAGGUGGUGUCAAUCAGAUUCCAGCUGAGUGUACUAUAUCGGGGGAUGUAAGGUUAACUCCUUUCUAUAGCACAACAGAUGUGGUCAAGAAAUUACAGGAGUAUGUAGAUGAUAUAAAUGCCAACAUAGAGAAGCUAGAUUCACGUGGCCUAGUAUCAAAAUAUGUACUUCCAGAUGAAAAUCUGAGAGGAAGGCUUACAAUCACUUUUGACGAGGCUGUGAUGUCUGGGGUUGCUUGCAAUCUUGAUUCUCGUGGUUUUCAUGUCUUAUGUAAAGCAACUGAGGAAGUGGUUGGCUAUGUGAAGCCCUACUCGAUCACGGGAAGCUUGCCAUUGAUUCGAGAGUUACAGGAUGAGGGUUUUGAUGUGCAAACUUCUGGAUAUGCUCAGGGAUUAGCAUGGAGUUGCCAUCUAUGUUUCAGAGAAACUCGAGAGGAGAGGUCGCGAAUGGUGCUUUACUUGAAUCGCCUUCGCAAAUGGGUCUUUAUUAGCCUUUGGGUUCUUUCAGAAUGUAUAUGAAAUUGAGGUGUAAUUGGUACAUGUCAAGGAAGAAGGCAUUCUAUGAACAAAGGAAGUGAAGUAGGUAAAGGUGGACAAAGAAAUGCUAAGAGAAGUGGCAGUCGGGCUUUCUUGCAACUUGCACACUUAUAAUUAGGUUUGUCUUCUUGAUGUUGGAUCUUAGGCAGUUAGGAUUAUGUCAUCCUAAAUUAAGUGUCUGAACAAAGGUAACAGUGGAUCUUCAUUGUUCUUAAGCAACUCUGGAUGAUGUGAAAGUGUUCAAAUAGAUGAAUUUGAUUGGUGGAUAUUGAUUUUCUUUUCAAAGUUUGUAUAGGAUUUUUGACUAUCAGGAAUUCGUUUUAAGUUUAGAU